Molecule: messenger RNA, 1491 nt
Organism: Aspergillus pseudonomiae
Lineage: Eukaryota; Fungi; Ascomycota; Eurotiomycetes; Eurotiales; Aspergillaceae
Exons: 2
Coding region: 1-1491 (496 amino acids)
Molecular function (GO): 2-methylcitrate dehydratase activity; 2 iron, 2 sulfur cluster binding
Source: RefSeq, a predicted model, not a curated record
AUGACGAUUCCAGCGGCGGACGACAAUAACUGUCCUUCUUACGACAAGGUGAUCGAUUUGAUCGUCGAAUACGCCUAUGACUAUGAGAUUGACUCCCCAGCAGCCUGGGCACGGGCCAAGGCUGCCCUUCUGGAUGCUCUGGGAGCUGCCAUUGAAAGUAUUCACACUAGCCCGGAAUGUGCCGCCAUGAUUGGCCCUGUCUGGCCCAAUACAGCCACGGUGCCAGGGGGCUUCCGCGUGCCCGGUACUCAAUUGCAGGUGGAUGCUCUCAAGGGUGCCUUUGACCUUGGGGGCAUGAUCCGCUACCUCGACCAUAACGAUGCAUUUCCCGGUGCUGAAUGGGGGCAUCCAUCGGAUAACCUUGGUGCGAUCCUCAGCACCGCCGAUAUCCUCAGCCGGGAGGCCCUUGCUCGUGGCAACCCCGAUCAAGUCAUCUCCAUGAAACAGGUCCUCACUGCUCUGAUCAAGGCGUAUGAGAUCCAGGGCGUGUUCCAGAUCCGCAACGCCUUCAACAAGGUUGGCCUCGAUCAUGUCAUUCUGGUCAAGGUUGCCUCGUCGGCCAUGGUGUCCUGGCUCAUGGGUCUCUCCAGCGAUCAAGCCCGCGCUGUAGUCUCGCAUGCCUGGGCGGAUGGUCAUCCGCUGCGGGUCUAUCGACAAGCGCCAAACGCGGGACCCCGGAAAGGAUGGGCCGCCGGGGAUGCCUGCAUGCGUGCUGUACAUCUGGCCAACCUGGUUCGAUGUGGCCAGCCUGGUAUCCGCUCUGCGAUCACCACCCCGCGUUGGGGAUUUUAUGAUGUUUUGUAUCGUGGCCAGACCUUUGAGCUACCCCGUCCAUUCACCAGCUGGGUUAUGGAGACGGUCCUCUUCAAAGUCUCCACGGCUGAGGGACACGGGUUGACCGCUGUGGAAGCAGCGUUGACCAUCGCGCAAAAGAUAGCCCAGCGUGGGCUUCGGCCGGAAAACGACAUUGUUAGCAUUCGAGCUCGAACCCAAGAGGCCGGAAUGAUCAUCAUCAAUAAGAAAGGGCCACUGCACAACGCCGCAGAUCGCGACCACUGCCUCCGGUAUAUGGUUGCCGUGGUCCUGCUCAAGGGCAGUCAAAUCACGACCGCCGACUACCAGGACAGCAGUCCCUGGGCCCGUGAUCCUCGCGUAGAAUCACUCCGCUCUAUCACCACCAUGGAAGAAGACCCGUCAUUCACCCACGAUUACCAUGAUCCUCAGUGCCGCAGCGUGGCCAACGCAUUGGAGGUGACAUUGCGGGAUGGCACCAAGUUGGAAGAAAUGGUUCCGUUCCCCCUGGGCCAUGUGCGUCGACCCGAGACUCUACAGCUGGUCCGGGAGAAGGCCCAGCAGAAUUUGAGCUUAAAGCUUUCCUCAGACAGGGUGGAGCAGAUUCUGGACACGGUAAAUUCGUCGAAGUUGGAGAAGAUGGCCGCUAGUGAUUUUGUAGACCUAUUCGUCCCACAGCCUGUAUCGAGCGCUGCAUGA